GGACUCGCUUCCCAGCGUGCCGCGCGCAAAGCCCGCGCGCUCGCUCUCUCCCUCUCCUCUUCCAGCCUCUCUCGCAGUCGGUCUUCUUACUGAGGAGGAGGCGGCGGCGGCGGCGGCGGCUUGAACGACAACGACCUGGGCACGCGGCAGCAGGGGGCAGCGGCAGGAAGGGCUCGAGGCCGGGCGGUGUCGUCGUCGGCUGUGAGGAGAAGAAGAAGGCGCGCCGCGGCGGCGGCGACGGCUCAGUCCGACCAUGUCGGGCGAGGAGGAGGCGGCCGAGCUGACGAUCGCGGAAGAUGUGGUCGUGAACAAGUACAAGAUGGGGGGAGAAAUAGCCAACCGAGUCCUGCGGACUGUGGUAGAAGCAGCUAAGCCUGGAGUGUCGGUCCUCAGCUUAUGUGAGAGAGGGGAUGCCAUGAUUAUGGAAGAGACUGGCAAAAUCUUUAAGAAAGAGAAAGAUAUGAAGAAAGGUAUUGCCUUCCCCACAAGUAUAUCGGUAAAUAACUGUGUCUGUCACUUCUCCCCCUUGAAGAGUGACCAGGAUUACAUUCUCAAAGAUGGUGAUUUGGUCAAAAUUGACCUGGGAGUCCAUGUUGAUGGCUUCAUAGCAAAUGUAGCUCACAGUUUUGUCAUUGAUGCAUCAAAGGAAACUCCAGUGUCAGGUCGCAAAGCUGAUGUCAUCAAAGCUGCUCACCUCUGUGCUGAAGCUGCUCUGCGUUUGGUUAAGCCUGGAAACCAGAAUUCACAAGUGACAGAUGCCUGGAACAAGAUAGCUCAUUCAUUUAACUGCACACCCAUUGAAGGGAUGCUAUCACACCAGCUGAAGCAGCAUGUGAUAGAUGGGGAGAAGACUAUCAUCCAGAACCCCUCAGACCAGCAAAGAAAGGACCAUGAAAAAGCAGAAUUUGAGGUCCAUGAAGUUUAUGCCAUUGAUGUUCUCAUCAGCACUGGAGAAGGAAAGGCAAAGGAUGCUGGGCAGAGAACUACAAUUUACAAAAGGGACCCUUCCAAGCAAUAUGGUUUGAAAAUGAAAACUUCCCGUGCCUUUUUCAGUGAGGUGGAAAGACGCUUUGAUGCUAUGCCAUUCACACUCAGGGCAUUUGAGGAUGAAAAGAAGGCAAGGAUGGGAGUAGUAGAAUGUGCUAAACAUGAGCUGCUACAGCCUUUUAAUGUCCUCUAUGAUAAAGAAGGAGAGUUUGUUGCCCAGUUUAAGUUCACGGUGCUUUUAAUGCCCAAUGGCCCCAUGAGGAUAACUAGCGGUCCUUUUGAGCCUGAACUCUACAAAUCAGAAUUUGAGGUGCAAGAUGCAGAUCUGAAGGCACUCCUACAAAGCUCAGCAAGCCGUAAGGCCCAAAAAAAGAAGAAAAAGAAGGCCUCCAAGAAUGCCGAGAACGCCACAACAGGGGAAACAGCAGAAGAGAAUGAGACUGGUGACUGAACAGCUCUGACCGCCUCUGCGUAGCACCUGAUUCUUUCUCUCACAUGCCCCAACUCAAAACAAGAGAAACAAAUAUCCAUUUACGGCUGUUUGUCUCAUAGGACCAAAUGACAAAUAGCCUGGACUUCCCACAGAGUGUAACCAGUUGUGACUGACUUUGCCACUGAGGGAGGAGUCUCUUGGCCACUUCAGAAUACUUUUAAAAGUAUGAAAUAAUAAAAUCAGGAGUAAAAACUAGCCUACAUCCAGUCUUUAUAGCCUUUGAUACUACUUAUGCUCAUUAGAGGUGAACAAAUACAGUUCUGAGUUUUCCUCUAGUUCUCCUCUCCCCCGCCCAUUCCUUUUUACAAGUACUCUGAUUCCUCUGAAAAAUCCUCAAGUUUCUUUUCACAACUGAAGUUAAAAAUGCAAAAGCUCUUGGGUUUAGAAUUUCAUUACAUGCAGUUAAUGUAACUUGCAUGCCUUCUUGCUAUAAUAAUCUUCAGUCAUUUUUUUUCUGGCUUAAACCAUAUAGGACAUUCUUAGGGUUCUUUUGUGUGUGUGUUUCUUUUUAAACUAUCAACCUUGUAUUUUUAAAGUUGACAGGAAGCUGGUUUAAAGAUCAUUCUCCGAGUAGAUAGCUUGUCUUCGUAAAGAUUCUACAUUUCUUUUAAUUUGUGUGAUUUUUUUUAAAAAAAAUAAUAAUUACCCCAGUGCAAAAAUGUGGUAACUCUCUUACAAAUCCUUUGAGACAAAACUAAUACCUGCAGCUUCCUCCCUCUAGUUUUCAUUUGACAUUUUAUUCAUCUGCACUUGUCUGUUGCUUUUUGUGGACUAAAGAUGGUUAUCCAGUGGUUAUCCAUCUGCUAACAGGAAGAACCUGUCAGUGGAAUAGAGAAGGCAGGCAAUUUUUUCGCUAUUUCCCCUCUCCUUUGCAGCCCUCUGUGCUCCUCAGAUCUGCUCUGGAAGGUCACCCAGCCUUCUGGAGCAGAUUUAAGGGGUUGCAGGGGUUGUGUGGAAAGAGGGAAUAGCCAAAAAUUGCCUGUCUUCCCUAUUCCACCGACAGAUUGCUUCAGUCAGUGCAUGGACACUUGGAUAUUUCCAUUCAACUUGCCACUGCUCAGGUUGAUAAGUCGUAUAAAGUAGGAUUUUUCAGAAAAAUUCCCUCCAAACAUCUUUUUUACAUGAAUGAAUGCAAUGCUAUGUAAGUGGUUGGACCUGGUAUAAGCUCUUUGUGGGAAUCACUUUUCUAUAGUAUGUCUUUUUAAAUUGUCCAAUUGAAUUGUAUAUGAUUGUGGGAUUUUUUUUCUAUUGUAUUCCUAACCAGGUCCCUGUCUAAGACACUUACUGUAGCUGAAUUGAAGACCUGUCUUGUUAGGAGGGGGAGCUCUUAUGCUCUCUGGCAGGCAAAGUCCUUCUUGACCAAUACAUCUGGAUUUCAAAUAUAUAAAAAUUUUUUUAAAAAAAUUACAGUUACUACCAAAGUUUUAAGUCCAUAAAAGGAAAUAAACACAUGUCUUUUUUUCCCUGAAAAACCUUUUCCAUCACUCUUUGUAAACUUUCUACUUUUGAUUUCUACUCUGUUCUCUUGCUCUUUUGUAAGGGUUGCUUUCAGUGCUGCAUUUGGGAGGUAAAAUUGGGAACAUGUUGAGCGGAGGUUGAAUCGUAUGAAAGUGAGCCUGGAGGAUCAUGCACAAGACUUGCAAUUAACUGCCAUUUUAGUUUUGAACUGCUCCCAUUUUGUUAACCAUGAACAAGGGAGGGGGGAGAACUUGUUCAAACGAGGAAUAUUUUAGCAUUUAUAAGUAAAUAUGUUUUCGUACCGCCUUUCCAUAAAGGAAAGGCUUGAGUUCAGCCACAUUACCAGUUUAUAAACCACUAAGACUUGCUGGCGGUUAAUUUAAUUUUCUAUCUUUAUUUUGAAACUUCAAGGCAAUUGUAUCUCUUGAUUUGAAAAAAAAAAUGCAUUUGGAAAUUUUGGAAGAAAAUUCCCACAAACUGUUCUGUAACUUGAUUUUUUUCCAAAUAAAAUUGAUUAGUGACACCUCUG
Zootoca vivipara (common lizard) is the source of this 3467-nucleotide messenger RNA. It is a transcript of the gene PA2G4, whose product is annotated as proliferation-associated 2G4. The record is from RefSeq and is a predicted model, not a curated record. NCBI's taxonomy places the organism in Eukaryota, Metazoa, Chordata, Lepidosauria, Squamata, Lacertidae.